Schistosoma curassoni is the source of this 1217-nucleotide messenger RNA. NCBI's taxonomy places the organism in Eukaryota, Metazoa, Platyhelminthes, Trematoda, Strigeidida, Schistosomatidae. The record is from the annotation of a GenBank genome assembly.
UUCUAACUGUGAUGAAUUCCUGUCGAUUAAAUUUUUGUUCCGGUGGGGGUGAGGUGGCUAUUAGUAACUACAGUCUACCAUCGUUUAUUGAUCAUGCAAGUGAUACUCUCUAAUUUCCAUGUAAACUAUUGUCAGAUAAAGAUAUUGAUUAUGUUAUCUGAAUGAUGUCAUGGAAGUUAGAUUAGAAAAAUUCCCUGAAUAUUAAUUGAUCGUCUUCAAUAAGUUGAGCUUAUGAAGGACGACGUUUUUUCUAUCAUUUUUUGUAAUCGAUCUAUUAUUUAUAUAUGUAUUUACUUACUUACUUCAGACUCUUACACCUCAUGGAGGAGCAUAGACUGUCUACCAGCAUUUUUCAUCGGACUCUAUCAUGUGCAAUCCUUUUCAGUUGUUUCCAGUUGUUAUUCAUUCUUUUCAUGACCAUUUCUAAAUCACAACGCAAUGUGUUCGUUAUUCUUCCCCUUUUCGUUUUCUCUUCAAGAUUUCAACUUAAGGCUUGACUUGUGAUGCCAUUUGAUGAUUUCUUCAAUGUAUGUUCUAUCCACCUAUCUGUGAAUAUUAACUGAUAUUCAAUUGAUGAAUUCGGUUAGCUAGUAACAAAACACAAGUAUAAGUAAAGAUGUCUAAUGGCUCGUAAAGGAGUUGAUGACGCGUAUUUCGUUCUAUUUUAGACUCGUCAGAUGGAUGUACCUGCAUCUAAGAGUUGAUACUGACUCUGGGACUCGAAGCCAAUAUUGUUCGGUACAAACGCCAUAGUGUUAUUCACUUAUGUUAGGACUGAAAUUGAUCAACCUCUUAUUGGCAUAUGUGCACCUUCUGAGGAUUCAUUCGAUAGUGACAUAUAUAUCACAAAACCUGAAAGUACUGAAUGACUGUUUCGUCCUAGUAUAGGACUCCUCAGCAGUGCAUAUCCACGAUCCCGCUCACAGGAUCCGGAACCUCGUUUUAUCGGUCUCGCUCGCGAACACUUAACCUCUAGAUUACUAAACCGGUAUCUGAUGAUGUUAAUGUCUAACCUCAACCAAUUCUCGAAAUUGAAUCAUCGUCUACCAUUGUCUAUCUCACAACAGACCCUGUUGAACUCCCGUAUCAGGUCGAAACGGUCAUACAGUGCUUUCAGGUUUUCAUGAUGACCUAACUUCAAUUGACUCAUGAAUUCAAUUACUAAAUUACUAUAGUAUCCCUAAAAAACCCCUCUCUGAUCAUUAUGAUGUGUUGAC